Entelurus aequoreus (snake pipefish) is the source of this 2588-nucleotide messenger RNA. Its product is annotated as phosphatidylinositol-glycan biosynthesis class W protein-like. Gene Ontology annotation, cellular component: endoplasmic reticulum; membrane. The transcript has a single exon. Gene Ontology annotation, biological process: GPI anchor biosynthetic process; protein localization to plasma membrane. Bases 1 to 1479 code for a protein of 492 amino acids. Lineage: Eukaryota; Metazoa; Chordata; Actinopteri; Syngnathiformes; Syngnathidae. The record is from RefSeq and is a predicted model, not a curated record. Gene Ontology annotation, molecular function: glucosaminyl-phosphatidylinositol O-acyltransferase activity.
AUGUUAUGUUGCUGUUUGCAGGACAUGUCUGAGAAGGAGCUGAAGGAAGCAUUUGUCAGUAAUCUCAAUGGGACCACGUUACAAGAAGUAGUAGUGGGUUCAUUCCUCACCCCACUGUGCAUCCUCAAUAGAGCGCUCAUUCUGAUCCUCCACCAUCAAGCCAAAGGGAAUCUCCCUCUGCCAUGUCCUUGGUUUUCUCACCUACUUCUAGAUUUCUCAGUGCUGGUCCUCCCCCUCGUCCUGUCAUGCACCAUCCUGAGCGACGUUCUCCCUCAGGUGGUCCUGAGUUUAACCUUUGUGUUGUUAUGUGUGCUCUGCCACAUCUUCCGUACCAAGCGCCACACCACCCCAGGGGCCUUUCUCAGCAGGACUGUUCACUUCAAACAGCUUCCCUUCGUGACCAUCUUUAGAGUGAUGGUGAACGUGCAAACGGCCAUCAGUAUUCUCGCCGUCGACUUUAAAGUCUUUCCAAGGCGAUACGCUAAAACGGAAACAUACGGAACUGGCGUUAUGGAUUUUGGUGUUGGAGCCUUCGUCAUGGCGAAUGGUUUGGUUUGCCCAGCAGCACGUGGGAAGAGCAUGUCUGGAUCCAAGCUGAAGCACAUCUCCAAACAGAUCCUAUCUGUGUGGCCCCUGGUUGUUCUCGGUGCAGCACGACUCAUCUUUGUCAAAUUGAGGAACUACCAAGAACAUGUGACUGAAUACGGCGUCCACUGGAAUUUUUUCUUCACACUCGCUCUUGUGAAAGUUCUGACAAAAGUGCUUUUGGUCGUAGUUCCAACAAGAAAGUCGUGGGUUUUGUCGCUUCUCAUCAGUGGAAUGUAUCAGCUUGCUUUGGAGACAACAGACCUCAAGGCUUUCAUCAUGAACAACAAUGACAGAGAAAAGGACUUCCUGCAUGCUAACAAGGAGGGGAUAUUUUCUAUAUUAGGUUAUGUUGCCAUCUACAUGGCAGGAGUUCAGAUUGGAUGCUAUGUGAUGCAGCCCAGAUCCCAUGUUAGAGACUGGAUCAAAGCCAUUUUGAACCUCCUGAUGAUGACUAUGGCGCUAUUUGCCGCUUUGUGCGCAUGUCAGACUUUAGUAGAACCAGUGUCUCGCCGCUUGGCCAAUUUACCUUUUUGUCUGUGGUGUGUCGCUCAAUCUCUGCUUUUUAUAUCCUGCAUUGGCGUUGUUGAUUUGAUUGUACUUUUUUCCCAGGUAUGGUCAGGCUGCCGCUUUGUACCGUCGUCAUGGAGUUCAUAUUCAGGCUCGGACAAAAAGAAAGACGAUAUGGAAAAGUUGUGUCUCGUUCAAGCCGUCGACAAAAAUCAGAUGUUAUUUUUCUUGAUUGCAAAUAUCUUCACACUAUUCACCAACUGCUUGGUGGACACACUCGGCUGCAGCAGUUCAUUUUCUGUGGGUUUUUUAUUAUCAUACAUGUUCAUGAAUUGCUUUGGAAUAUAUAUUUUUCACCUCUUUGGAAUCACAGUAAAAUUUUAAAGUCUGUUUUCCAAAGCCUUAAGGGGGAACUGCACAGUUUUUUUCUAAUGCAUUCUAACUCAUAAACAAAAGUCUGCUUACAAUGGAGCCAAUGGGUGCCAUGAAAUUAUUGCGUCUAUUCGGAAAUAGACGCGAUAAAAAUAUUAAAUUUCCAUUUGGUGACCUGAAUAUUACCAAGUAUUAGCAAUAUAGUUAUUAUAAGCACUAACGUUAAGGACCAACAUUUAGCGGCGCAUUGAUUAGAGAGAGGUGACUUCCUUAUGCUGCUGUAAUGACAUCAUCUGAUGGUGAGCUUCUUUCUCGCCUCGGCGCUCAAGAAAGGUUAUUGUAGAUUAUAAAUCAUGCCUCUCACCUUGAUAGUAAAAUGAUGUGGACAUACUGUAAACUGAGAAGUUGGUACACUUUGACAGCCAACUUAGAACCGGAAAUGGCAAAAAAGACCUGAAGACGCUUGGUUCCAACCCCCCAACCCCCACUUUUCUUUGCAAGGAUUGAGUCAUUCAUCUAAAUGAGAAUAUAUCAACAUUAUAACAAAUCCAAGUAAGAGCAGACAUUGUACAGUAAGUGAUUGUUUAAUGAUGUUUGUUGGCUCUCAUGAAGUCCGCAGUGAGUGGUCAUACAGUUAUGUUGUUGAAGGAAAAAGCGAACGUUGCGAUGUGUCUAUAAAAUGAAUGCGCCGCCGUAUGCAUAAAAUGCGCAAAAUAAGUAAAUAUUAUAUGUUAUAAUAUAUAAUAUACCUGUUACUACAUUAGAAAUAUACUUACAGCGUGUGUAUAUAAAGUGUUGGUGGAAGUGUUUAGAUAUUUUUUAGGUGCUUUAUAGGCAGAAUAGAGCGACUCCCAUAGGCUCCAUUGUAAGUGUACUUUUGAUCACAUUUAUUUAACAGAGUGCAUUUUUUAAAAAAAAAGAAAAACAUAUGUGUUCAACAUCUAGUCUUAACAAAUGAUUUUGAAAGACAGGAAAAAUUUCCCCCCAAAUAGUGCAGUUUCCCGUUAAAGGUGCUUCUGAAAAUUGUAUGCAAAAAAAAUUAUUUAAACGCUGAAAAGUAUUUAAAAUCAACAUUAUAAAAAUAUUACAGGGUUUUUUAUAUUCUUGAUUUUUUUUAAAAU